Molecule: messenger RNA, 1457 nt
Organism: Aspergillus sclerotioniger CBS 115572
Lineage: Eukaryota; Fungi; Ascomycota; Eurotiomycetes; Eurotiales; Aspergillaceae
Product: Zn(II)2Cys6 transcription factor domain-containing protein
Exons: 3
Coding region: 251-1318 (355 amino acids)
Biological process (GO): regulation of DNA-templated transcription
Molecular function (GO): zinc ion binding; DNA-binding transcription factor activity, RNA polymerase II-specific
Source: RefSeq, a predicted model, not a curated record
GUGGUGCCUGGGCAGAAGUAAGUGCAAAUAAAAACAUACCCCCAACUUCAGCCGUGGUAUGGCCUUGCCCCUGAGGUGGGCGGGGUCUCAUAAGCCAUAGACAUGGCAAAUUUUCGGUAGAUGGCUCCCAACUCGCCUGCAAUACUUGGGGACGGACUCCUGCUAACUUAUAUUCUCAACAUUACUCAUCAGUACUGUGUUCCCGGACACCCUGCCUUACUAAAGUAGGACUGGACUAAACAGUGAUCAAAUGUUUUGCACGCUAAGACGAUCCAAGAACACGAUGGAAUCCUACGCUUCAGAACUGACAACUCCCCCUUUCGCCAAGCCGAAAAGCAAAUUUAAUGCUGCCUGUGCAAAUUGCCGAAAAAGCAAGCUGAAAUGUUCCGGCGAGCCACAAGGCUGCCAGCGCUGCUUGACGAAGAAUCUUCAAUGCAAUUACCUGAGUUUUCGAGAGGGAGUCAGCCACAACAAAAGCCAUACCGGACCCUCAGAAACAUUCCCAACCGAGGGAAAUGCUGUUGUUGAGACAGAGAGCGAGGUCCAGACUCAUGAUAGCGAAGUCGUGUCUCUCAGCUUUGAUACACUUGGCUGUGUUGACGGGUUUCCCAUAUUUGGGCUCAGCGCAGCUAUGCCUUCUCGCGGCGACUUGGAUGCGGACUUGUCGAGUGGUAUAAGUCCAUGUUUCGAUUUCGAGCAGCAGCCCGCACUCGAACCGCGGACCCAGACGACUGAUUUGGACUUAAAUCAUCUUGUGAACUACCACACCCAGACCCCGAUGGAAGUGUCAACUAUAGCCGAGCAUGUCUGCCUUUGCUUUACAAGAGCUGUUAGGAUUCACGAAGCUCUCGAGGUCGAUCUCCUGUGGAUCAACAAGAAACGGUGCCGCGACGCGCUCGAUAUGCUGCAGCACCAAAAGCGAAACUUGGUCAACAGUAAGAUACUAUUCGAGUGUCAGCAUUGUGAGAUACAGUCUCCUUAUGUCAUGCUGCUUCUGUCCAUUCUCAGUAAGACAUCCAGUGCCCUGGAGUUUGUUUUCCGCGAUUCUCGCCUGGGACACACGGAUUGCAUGUUUGAGGUACAGCAGGGAGAGAAUGAUCAUCAUACGAGUUGUCAUCAUAAAUCAACGUUUGCGAUGCGACAGCUUGACGAAGAGGAUGAGCGCCUGGUUCUGAAAAGCUUGUUCAAGUCCCGGGUAGCGAUGCUAAAAGCAUUAAUGACCCGGCUUGAAAGCAUGGUCCGCGAUCAAGAUUGGCCGGCUCACAAGAUCAAAGUUGGGGACUUGAAAGACAAGGUAAAGGAUAUGGAACAAUUUUAAAAUAAGGCUCUCUGGCAAGACGAUUGAACGGCCUUGUAUGCAUCGCGUGAAAAUGUCGUUUUCAACCAGGAUAAGAAGGGACCAGACAACAAGAAAGAAAAUCAUAGACAAGCAUCAAUAGAGGACAACUAAAAAUCUC